AUGCGGAUCUUCCUGAUACUAUACGUACUGCUACUAGGUAAAACAUAUAGUUUGGUGGAUUCGCAAGGACCCAGGGAAGAGGUCAAAGAUGUUACUCUCAAUCUCUCUUCUCCAGAUUCUUCCUUCAUAAAUGUAUUCACUAGAAGACCUUAUGAGCUGUUUCAGACGAUACAUCUAGCCAGGAAUGGUUUUGAGAUAACGUCGAUAGUGGAUGAUAGGACAGUUCUCUGGAAGAAGAAUAAGGAUGGAAACCAUUGCACUCAUGUAACAGUUUUAACAGAUGAAACUACUCAUACCAACAUUUACUUAAAGGAUGGAGAGGGUGUAAGGAACUGCUUCUACCUCGAGAAGAGUGGUGGAGAAUGGAAACAGACUACCGGGAAGGAGUUCUACAGCCGACUCCACUCAAUGGUCAAGAGGAAUGAAGACGUUGAUCACGUAACUUUGGACAUUAGUAAAACUCAGGAUCCGAGAGUAUUCUACGUCAACAAGACGUCAGACUUUCCCUUUGCAGUAUACGCUGCCAAUAGUAAAUGCAGGAUCAAAAAGAUAAAGAAUGGAUGGACUACCACGAUUUGGAAGGACAGGGCCAAGAAUAAGGGCUGCAUGUAUGUCUCAUUCUAUCCUAGAAAGGAUCCAAAGUGGGCUUACCUACUCUUUCUAAAUUCGGAUGGUUUCAGGGAGGAGUUUCUGGGUGAGACCAAGAGUGCAUGUCGCAAUAGUUGGAAGGCCAUUACGAGGGGAGAGUAUCUGGAGGGAAUAAGGAAAGCUGGCUUCGAUGAGUCUACUUUCAAUAACAACAUAACAAUGGAUCUCUCAAGACCAAGUGAUUCAUUCCACACACACUCUUACAUUGCCGGCAGCUGUUCAGAACGAUUAUUUACUCCACUUCCAGGUCUUCUUCUCACCAGUGUUAUAGAUGGCAGGAAUGCAGUAUGGACGGCAAAGGACGGAGAGUAUUGCACCUAUGCCAAUGUCUACCAUUAUAAUAACAAACCACUUGCUGGGUUCCUGUUGGUCAAAGACAACCAGGGCAAGCGGAAGGUUUUAUACUUUGCCAAGAGCGGUGCUGAGUGGAUUAGUGUAGACAAAGAGGGCUACUUUUCCGUAACUUCCGGUAAUGACCCUCUGGCUCCACCCAAAGAGGUUGUCCAUGAAUUGACCAUGAGUAGUUUUAAGAAUCGGCAAGGCCUCAGACUCACAAGUUAUGCCUCUAGAGUAGAGAAUGCCAAGGGAGACUUCGUGUUGGCCCAUGGACUUUCAUCUCUUUUCAUGUUUACAUUCUGUAGAAAGUACUAUGAGUGGAAUUGCAAGACAUUUGGAACUCCCCUCUCUCCGUAUUUAGGAGAACCAUUCAUUGGACGUGGUCUGCAAAAGGGAAGUAAUGUGGAAAAGUACGGACAUCUAUUUGAGCAUGCAAAGCUGGAAGGUAUGGAUGCAUUUGAAGCCUUUCCAAAGUACAAAUAUAACAACUGUUUUGUGGAAUUUCUAAACGGACUCGGUUACAAUGUAUAUGGCUAUGAUCUUCAAUCGCAUGGUCUCUCUGAAUCCGUCUCUGAAUUUAGAUGCAGUAUGGACGAUUUUAAAGACUAUGUCUAUGAUGUGCUUCAGUUUGUCAGUAUAGUGAAAAGAAGCAAAUUUGAUGACCCUAGCGAAACUUUUGAUGAGAGCAGCCUCUACGAGAACACUCCUACGGAUAAAAAGACAUUCUUGCUAGGAUUUUCAAUGGGAGGAAACAUUUCCAUGCGGGCUAUUCAGGAGUUUUACAAGCAUGCAAAAGAGGGAGCAAAAUCUGUAGACGGCCUAAUUGGUCUCUCGGCCAUGUUAAGCCUGGAACACUACGUAGCUACCUGGACAAAAUGGAUUAUGAUUCAAUUCUAUAAGCUUUAUGCAUGGUCAUUUCCAACUUGGGAGAAUUCACACGACAAGCUGAGUAGACACGGAGAAUCGUUUGGUAAUUUUACGAGACACAGUGACCCGUUCUUCCUGUCCACUAGAAUGUUAUUACACACAUCCAGACUUCUCUUUAGCGCUACAGAAGAUGCCAACAAGGAUGAGAAUAUGGCCCAUUAUCCAAAGGAUUUGCCGACACUAUUUUUACACACAAAGGAUGAUGCAACAUGCCAUGUCAACGGCCCACGAAGAAUGGUGAAGGAGCAUUUGGCAGGUACAUCAACUGCAAAAUUUGUAGAGUUGGAAGGCAGUUGUCACUAUAUAACUUCCUAUCAGUCGCUUUGUGCCGUGAUUCCACAUGUAAAGGAAUGGUUGAAUGAGCAUUCCUAG
Molecule: messenger RNA, 2283 nt
Organism: Theileria equi strain WA
Lineage: Eukaryota; Apicomplexa; Aconoidasida; Piroplasmida; Theileriidae
Exons: 1
Coding region: 1-2283 (760 amino acids)
Cellular component (GO): membrane
Molecular function (GO): lipase activity
Source: RefSeq, a predicted model, not a curated record